Molecule: messenger RNA, 1783 nt
Organism: Rhagoletis zephyria (snowberry fruit fly)
Lineage: Eukaryota; Metazoa; Arthropoda; Insecta; Diptera; Tephritidae
Product: probable cytochrome P450 6a21
Molecular function (GO): monooxygenase activity; iron ion binding; oxidoreductase activity, acting on paired donors, with incorporation or reduction of molecular oxygen
Source: RefSeq, a predicted model, not a curated record
UGUUUUAAAUAGCUGCUUGUGCCUUAUCGUACUUAGUAGUUCACUCGCUGCUUGUUGCAGCUGCAUUUAAUUUUAUUGUUUGUGAACAAAUUAAAAAUAAAGUCUAAGAAUUUUCAAAUUUCUUCACGCUACUGAAAUGUUGCUAACACAAGUUCUGGUAAGCAUUGUGCUGUGCCUGCUGGUCUACUUCUGGUACCGUUUUCGCCAAAUAAGGACCUACUGGCAGCGACAUGGUAUUCCUGGCGAGGGACUAGACACCUCCAUGCGCGGUUUGGGCAAGCAACGCUCCUUUGUUGACAUAUGGCUGGAUACAUAUAGAAAGUUCAAAGGCACUGGCCCCUUUUGUGGCUUCUAUUGGGGUGCAGGCCCAGCUGCUUUUGUAUUGACACCAGAUUUAGCUAAACUGGUGCUGAUUAAAGAUUUUAACAAAUUCACGGAUCGCGGAUUUUACCACAACCCAAAGCACGAUCCCCUCUCGGGCCAGCUGUUCAUGUUGGAUGGCCACAAAUGGCGGAGUAUGCGAAAUAAGCUGUCGCCUGCAUUCACCUCCGGCAAAAUGAAGAUGAUGUUUCCGACUAUUGUCAAAAUCGCUGAAGAGCUUACAAAUUUACUAGCUGAUGUGCAAAAGCAGGACGCUGUAAUCGAAAUGAAAGAUUUGAUGGCACGCUUUACCACCGAUGUGAUUGGAACCUGUGCUUUUGGCGUGGAGUGUAAUAGUUUGAAGGAUCCCAAUUCGGAGUUCCGUGUGAUGGGUCGCAAGGCAGUGACGGAUCAGCGACUAGGGCCGCGAACGCGCGCUUUCAUCAACACCUUCCCGAACGUGGCAAGAUUUUUGGGCAUAAAAACUAUACCCGACCACAUUUCCAAAUUCUACAUGGGUAUCGUGCGCGAAAAUAUCGAAUACCGUGAGAAGAAUGGCAUUAGACGCAAUGAUUUCUUCGAUAUGUUGCUGGAUCUGAAGAAUAAAAAGUUGCUGAAGUCAGAAGAUGGUGAGGAGGUGAGUAUUACUGUUGGGGAACUGGCGGCGCAGGCGUAUUUGUUCUUGAUAGCCGGUUUUGAGACGUCGUCGACGACACUGAGCUUCGCACUGUACGAGCUGGCACAGCACGAAGACGUACAACAGAGGGCGCGAGACGAAAUUUUGGAGGUGAUGGCUCGUCACGGCGACAAACUGACCUACGAGUGUAUGAGCGAAAUGGUCUAUUUGAACCAGAUAAUAUCAGAGACUUUACGUUUAUACACUGUGCUGCCAAUAUUGAAUCGCCAAUGCCUGGAAGACUAUCCUGUGCCUGGCUUUCCGAAGUAUGUCAUUAAGCGGAAUAUGCGCGUGUUGAUACCCGCUGGCGCUAUGCAUCGCGAUCCCGAUCUAUAUACCAACCCGGAUAAAUUCGAUCCCGAACAUUUUUCGCCGGAAAAGGUAGCGCAACGCGAUGUCAUUGAGUUUUUACCCUUCGGUGAAGGGCCACGCAAUUGCAUUGGGAUGCGGUUUGGCCAGAUGCAGGCGCGUGUCGGUUUAGCAUGUCUGCUGAGCAAUUUCAAGUUUAUUGUGUGUGACAAGACGCCAAUACCGAUGGUGCUCAAUAAGAGCAGCUUCCUAGUGAGCUCUCAAGAUGGCAUUUACCUGCAAGUGGAUAAGUUGUGAUAUGGCUAGGCGAGUUUGUUAUAUUUUUUGUUGAAAUUGCUAUCAAUGUGUAUUGCAAAACACACAUACGUUGUGGCAUAAAACAGUUAUUGAAAACUUAUUUAGGAUAAAACUGUAUAUUUACACAAAUUUAAACACUUA